AGUAAUAAUUGUACCUUUUCUUUGUUGCUUUAAACCUAGACACUUCCAACGGGAUUGCCAAAAUACCUUCUCUUUUCUAACUCCAUAUAUCACCCUCUUGUUCAUCCUUUAUAUAGAAACAACUUUGGCUUCUUCUUUUUCCCCUUCUCUUGAUAUAUUUUCUUGAAAGUUUGCUCUUUCCUUUAUUUAAAAAGGAGUCUUGAAGACACCCUUUUGGAUUUUGAAGUGAUCUUUGAGUUAUAAAGGGAAUCUUGGAGAUACCUUUUGGUUUUUGAAGAUAUUUUUGAGGGGAAAAAAAGGAGUUUUUAAGAUACCCUUUUUGGAUUUUGAAUUAUUUUUUGAGGUAAAAGAGGAGUCUUGGAGAUACCCUUUGUGAUUUUGAAGUUAUUGUUGCGGGAAAAAAAGGAUUUUUGGUGAUACCCUUUUGGAUUUAGAAGAGAUUUUUGAGUAUACUAAGAAGAAGAAAAAUGGGUAAUUGUGGAAGAAAUGGAGGAGUAAGGCAAUACAUAAGAUCAAAAGUUCCACGUUUGAGAUGGACACCUGAUCUUCAUCAUUGUUUUGUUCAUGCUAUUGAAAAACUUGGUGGCCAAGACAAGGCUACUCCUAAGCUUGUUCUACAGAUGAUGGAUGUGAGAGGACUUACUAUUUCACAUGUGAAAAGCCACCUUCAGAUGUACAGAAGCAUGAAGAAUGAUGUCAACAGGCAAGCAGAGAGAAUGAGCACUCAACAAAGAAAACAUCAGUUCUUAGAAGAUCAUGAUUGUCAUUAUCAAAAACAAGAAGUGGUGUGUGUUGAGCAACAAAAGCUACUGGUUUACCAACAUUAUCCAUCUUUUAGCAGCAGCCCCAUGGAGAGAUCAGAUUCUACACAAUACUUUAACAGUAUUCUACCCACAAAAAGAGCUAGAAUAGAGGUGUGCAGCAACCAGAGAAUACGUGAAGCAGUGUCCAAUCAGUACAACAGUAGAAAUGAUUAUAUAGAGAAAAAUGGUGUAAAAGGAGAGAGGGCUGGUUUCAUAUGGCAACAGAAUAGUGAAACAAACAGACAAACAGCACAUCCAUUGUGCAAUAGUAGUACUACUACUACUCUUUUCUUUAACCCUCUUAAGAGAAGCAAUGAAGUUCAAGAAUCUGAAUUUUUCAAGGUGACAAAGACACAAGAUUCAAAUGCAGGAGGAGGCGGAGGAGGAGGAGAAGACAAUGGCGAAUGUGGAUUAUCGUUAUCUCUCUCAUUGCAUCGUCCUUCUACUCAGAGAAGCAAUGCAUCGUCCAUAAUAAGUGAAAUUGGUGAAACAAUUUCUUCAUAUUCAGCAGGCUCCAAUGUGAAUCAACAGAGUGUUAGUGUUAAUCUUAAUCUAUCUAUUGCCUUAUGAGGCUGAAUUAAAAUUCCCCUUUGGUGAAUUUUGCAAUUUAUUAGUCUACAUAGAGGGGGUGAAUUUUUACUUUUUUUACUGUAGUAUUUCUCUUUUUUAUUUGUUGUGGUCCUUUUGGUGUUGGUAUCAGAGAAAUACUUCAGUAACUUAAGUACUCAAGUAUUAUUGUAUUUUAAUUUAUUGUAACUUUUAUGUAACUUCUUUGUCUUUUUAAAGUUAAUUUAGGGUUUCACAUUUGUCUUACUACUUUUUUGUCUUGUUUAUAUUCUUAAAACAUGGUGUUGCAUUGCA
Messenger RNA from Capsicum annuum, 1664 nucleotides. Its product is annotated as putative Myb family transcription factor At1g14600. Lineage: Eukaryota; Viridiplantae; Streptophyta; Magnoliopsida; Solanales; Solanaceae. The transcript has 6 exons. The record is from RefSeq and is a predicted model, not a curated record. Gene Ontology annotation, molecular function: DNA binding; DNA-binding transcription factor activity. Bases 468 to 1373 code for a protein of 301 amino acids.